GUGGAGUGUACACAAUUCAUCUUGGAGGAACAAGCUCUGUCCAGGCUUAUUGUGAUAUGACGACAGACGGGGGAGGCUGGACUGUUAUUCAUAAACGAUUAAAUGGAACUGGUGGUUAUAAUCGAAAAUGGGCGGAGUGUGAAAAUGGAUUCGGAGACAUCCGGAAAGAAUUCUGGUUUGGCAAUAAGUUCACCCAUAUAUUAACUUCAAGUGGAAAGUAUGAGUUAAGAGUAGAUAUCAUUGACAAAAAGAACAAGAAGUGGUAUGCAGUGUACAAAACAUUUGUUGUAGGUGAUGCUAAAUCGAAAUACAAAUUAACGGUUGGUGAUUACUCUGGAAAUGCAGGUGACAAACUAACAUAUCACAACGGAAUGAAAUUCACUACAGUAGACCAGGACAAUGACCCGUAUAGUAGUAGCAACUGUGCUCAGUUACAGAAUGGAUCAUGGUGGUAUAAAAAAUGCUCUAAUUGUGACCUAAGCCGAGGUCAUGGAAACCGAUACAAACCAUAUCGGGGACAUGUGCAAGAUCUAGUAGAAUCAGUUAUGAUGAUCAGAAAGGCAUAACUAAUUUUUUCAAUUACCGCAAUAAAAUACACUUUCGGACGCAUGAAAUUA
This is a messenger RNA of Mytilus californianus (California mussel), 617 nucleotides long. RefSeq names its product fibrinogen-like protein A. The record is from RefSeq and is a predicted model, not a curated record. The transcript has 5 exons. NCBI's taxonomy places the organism in Eukaryota, Metazoa, Mollusca, Bivalvia, Mytilida, Mytilidae. The coding region runs from base 57 to 566 and encodes 169 amino acids.